GCGUCGUCGCUUUCCAUCGCAGCGGGGCUCGCAGCUCCUCUUAAACCGCUCCACGAGUGUGGCCGUUCUGCCCCGCCAUUGCUCUCCUCUCUCCAGCUCGAACCCGUCAAGCUAGCUAGCAAUCGGAGCAGUGAGUGUGACUGUGUGAGUCCCAUCGAUGCCUCCUGUUGAAAUUAAGCUGAUUGUGUGCUACGUUGUAGCUCAUCUCGUCCUAGCAGCCAUGGACGGCCAGAAGAUCCCAGGUUCUGUCAGGCUGGCCUGCGGAUGGGUGCUCCUCAGCGCCUGCGCCAUGGGCUUGGUCCACUACACCCUCUCCUGCAGCCAGGCCAUGACCUGCAAGUGCGAUGCGCUGACGGACACCAAGGCCGCCUGCUUCAGCGCCCUCUGGAUCGGGACUCUGUGCUGCGCUGGAUCCCAGGCUACCGCGGCGGCGCUGGCGCUGCUGCUCCCACGCCGCCCCCGCUGGAUCAUCCGUGAACUGGCCAACUUCUCGGUCGCGGUCGCCGGCGCCGGCUACUGCAUGUUCCACGGCGCCAUCUACAUCCUCCACCCAGGAGUCUACUUCGCACUGGCCUCGAUCAUGUUCAUGCUGGGCGACAUCAUCUGCGGCAUGACUCUCUACCUGAGUUUGUUCUGCUGCUCCUGAAAUCGAUGGCGGCCCGCCUCUCCGACGUCCUCCUCCACGGCGAGCCGCCCAAACACCGUAAUGCAUUUUCUUCCCCCAUCAGCGCUUCACCAAGCAGCAGCACAUGGAGUUGGAGGCAAGAAGAGGAGGAGCAAGAAGGGGAGGACGCGGGCGACUAGUUCCUCCCCUGAGCUCGAAGGCCGAGGGCCCAGAUCCGCGGUUGUUCUUUCCAAAUCUUGAUGCCAUUUGCUUUCCUGCGAUUCUUCAUGUGUCGCUGUUAGUUUUUGUUGGGUUGCUAAGAAGAAUCAGGAGGAGCCAUCCUCUGCUCCUUCUCAAAAUUUCCCUCCCAGAUCUGUAUUCUUGGGCAUCGAUUUUUUAUCUUUUGCUUGACCAUCAAUCGCACGUAUUUAUUACUUAAGAUUUUUUGUGCUGCUGUGUUGGAUUUGGGGGUGAGGCUUUUUUUUCUGGUGCGGUCAGCACUGAUGGUGUAUGAAUUACGAUGUGGUAUGUGUGCUGCCUUGC
Messenger RNA from Triticum urartu, 1147 nucleotides. RefSeq lists its product as uncharacterized. NCBI's taxonomy places the organism in Eukaryota, Viridiplantae, Streptophyta, Magnoliopsida, Poales, Poaceae. The record is from RefSeq and is a predicted model, not a curated record.